AUGCCUAAGAAACGCAGAGUUGGUGAAGGCUUCCAGGAGCUCACUGCAACACCAAAUCUGCAAGUUCUGAAGGAAAAGGAGCUCCAGAAAAGGGAAAAGGAGCUGAGGAAAUCAAACCGGGUUACUGUGAAGCGACGUUUGGGCAUGGUUCGCCCCCGCCCCCCUCCUCCCGCCCCCGCUCCGCCAGAUGAAGAAGUAGCUCAUAUAAUAAACUGCAGUACUAAUGAAGAAAAGGACGCAACGACCGUGUUCAUUGCAGGAGGAACCAUGCUGCAAGUGCUUGCGUUUUCGCUGCUGGCGGUGGUGGGCACGUCAUCAGCAGCUAAGAUCUUGGUGAUCGCACCAACCCCGUCCAUCAGCCACCAGCUGCCGUUCCAUAUCCUGACAAAGGCUCUGCUGCAGAGGGGGCACCGAGUCACCCUCAUGACGACAGACUCCAUGAAGGUCAGCCAAAAGCAUAUUAUAAACAAUUUGACUUGUGACACCAUGGCGAUGAGACCAUUGAAUGAUCGUGAGUUGGAAGAAAUAGUAAAUGCCUCACCAGAUGAAGGAUCACUUUCUGAGUUUGAAGAUCACAUCAGCAAUGCAUCUGAAAGCGAGUGUUCCGAUGACAGUUACGACAGUCCACAGCCCAUACAAAAUAGUGUAGAGACUUUUCUUUCUAAAAAUGGGAAUAUAGAAUGGCAGUUGCAUCCACCAGCACAACAUGGUCGCCUACCAGCUUCGAACAUCAUCAAGAGUACCCCAGGAGUUACCAGAUCUGGCGAAACGUUCGACCUUGCGAUUCUGGAGGGCUUGAUAUACAUGUGUUAUUAUGGACUCAUACACAAAAUGGGCUCGCCUCCUGUCGUGAAGUUUCUGACGAUGACGGCUCCCUCGUCCGUCUACUACAACUUCGGAAGCCCCAUGAACCCUGCCUACAUGCCGGAUAUGUGGCUCGGGUACUCAGACCGUAUGAAUUUCUGGCAGCGGCUGUACAACACGUACUUCUAUUUAAGGCUGAUGCACAUGUGGUUCUGUCAGGCGAUGCCAGUUCAUGAAGCACUUAUGAGGAAACAUUUUGGUCCAGACCCUCCGUCUGUGUACGAAGCGGACAGGAACGUCAGUCUCCUCAUAACCACCAACCACUUCGUCUUGGAAUACCCUCGCCCGCACCUGCCCAACAUCAUCGAGAUCACCGGAAUCCACGUUGCCACAGAACAGAAGCCUCUGCCAAAGGACAUCAAGCAGUUUCUGGAUGGAGCAGAACACGGCGUCAUCUACUUCAGCCUAGGAACCAAUGUCCGCAGCAAUGCGAUGUCAGACUGGAAGCGACAGGCAUUCAUUGAAGCGUUCCGGGAGCUGCCCCAGAGGAUCCUCUGGAAGUGGGAGAACGACUCCCUUACCAGCCGGCCUGAGAACGUCAUGGUCAGCAAGUGGCUGCCACAGCAGGACGUACUAGCUCAUCCAAACGUGCGACUCUUCAUCACGCAAGGUGGCCUGCAGAGUCUGAACGAAGCCACGUACCACGCCGUGCCGCUGCUCGUCAUCCCGUUCUUCUGCGACCAGGCGCACAACGCCGCUAAGAUACAACAGAGUGGGGCUGGCGUCCGGCUAGAGUACAGAGACAUCACCAAGGACGACUUGCUGAGGAACAUACGGACCGCCCUUCACGACUCCAAGUACAGGGAGAGCAUGAGAACUUUGUCGUCGGUAUUCCGUGAGCACCAGGUGGACUCUGUGGAGCGCGCCGUGUGGUGGCUGGAGUACGUGAUACGUCACAAGGGGGCCCCGCACUUGCGCAGUAGCGCCCUCGACCUGCACUGGUGGCAGCGGCUGCUGCUGGACGUCGUCGCCUUCCUGCUUCUGGUUGCCGCCAUUGCAGUCUAUCUUGUGUGCAUAUCUAUUCGCAGACUUGUCCAGUUUCCCUCAGGAUUUAAAGUGAAGGUAAAAACUGAGUAG
Molecule: messenger RNA, 1941 nt
Organism: Schistocerca piceifrons (Central American locust)
Lineage: Eukaryota; Metazoa; Arthropoda; Insecta; Orthoptera; Acrididae
Product: UDP-glucosyltransferase 2-like
Exons: 7
Coding region: 1-1941 (646 amino acids)
Molecular function (GO): UDP-glycosyltransferase activity
Source: RefSeq, a predicted model, not a curated record